AUGCCCGUCUACAUUGCCGUCCAGGCCCUGUUCGACGGCCUAGGGAGCAUUCCCUAUGCCUGGACAAUCGUCAAAGCCCUCCCAUGGCUCGCCCUCCUGGUCUUGCUGAAGCGCUACUUUGGGGGUGCUGUCAACACCUCCGAGCGUAACAUGCACUCCAAGGUUGUCAUGAUAACGGGAGGCACCGCCGGUAUAGGAGCCCAGGUUGCCCGCGAACUGGCCACCCGCGGAGCCCAACUCGUGCUCCUCACCCAGCAUGAGCUGACCGAUCCUUUUGUCGUCGACUACAUCGAUGACUUGCGGGCGACGACGAACAACUUCCUCAUUACUGCCGAGCAGGUCGACCUCUCAUCGCUCCACAGCAUCCGCAAAUUCGCGACCAAGUGGGUUGACAAUGCUCCUCCGCGCCGCCUGGACAUGAUCAUCCUCUGCGCCAACACAUUCACCCCGGCCGGCGCCAAGGUUAGAACGACCGAGGAUGGUCUGGAAGAGAGCUGGGGCGUCAAUUACAUCGCAAACUUCCAUCUGUUGAGCAUUCUCAGUCCCGCCCUGCGCGCCCAGCCCCCGGACCGCGAUGUUCGCAUCCUCUUCAGCACGUGCAGCUCCUACAUGGGUGGACAGCUGCCCGACUUCUCCUCCAACGGCGAAGAGAAAAACAAGAACAAAGCCAGCAAGUCGAAGAAAACCGGCCAGUCCAAGCAGGUCCUGGAAUUCAACGCCUCCUCGGCCGAUGCUACUUCAAAGCUCGCUUCCAUGGUCUUCGCCUCGGCCUUUCAAAAGCACCUGUCCGCCUAUGACCGACCGGAUAAGUUUCCCAUGAACUCCCGCGUCUUUGUCAUCGAUCCGGGCUGGACGAGAACUCCUGGGAUGCGUCGGCACCUCACUUUUGGAAGCCUGUGGGGACUGGCACUAUACCUGGUUAUGUGGCCCUUCUGGUGGCUUGUCUUGAAAAGCCCAGACCAAGGAGCACAGACCUACCUGUACGCAGCGAUGGAGGCCCAGCUGGGAAAGGCUGCGGGAGGAAAGUUUCUGAAGGAAUGUAGGGAGGUGCGGUUUAUGCGUGGGGAAAUCGAGGAUGAAAAGGUGCAACAAGGCCUCUGGCAAGCCAGCGAACGGACCAUCGAGGAGCUUGAGAAGAGGGGGGCCAUGACACGUGCUCAGCAGAAGAAAAAGGGAGAGGACGCGGAGAAGGCAAAGAAGCAGGCCGAGGAACUGGCAGCGUUGGACGAGCUGGUCAAAACGGCCAAGGCCGCGAAAGAGCAGGAUUCAAAGAAGGAAAACAAGCCUGGUUCGAAGCGGAACAAGAAGUCGGAUAAGUAG
This is a messenger RNA of Diplodia corticola, 1320 nucleotides long. RefSeq names its product short chain dehydrogenase reductase family. The transcript has 2 exons. Lineage: Eukaryota; Fungi; Ascomycota; Dothideomycetes; Botryosphaeriales; Botryosphaeriaceae. The record is from RefSeq and is a predicted model, not a curated record. Bases 1 to 1320 code for a protein of 439 amino acids.